UGCUGAACUCAUUCCUCCCAACACUCCCUCCUCACUGAGUGGACUUUGAGACCUCAAUAAGAGGAAGCAGACAGCUCUGACACACACUCUCUCACACACACACACACACACACUCGCUGAGGAGGCGCACGCCUGUGCAUCAGGAACUUUUCUCCACUUACACAGCGUGAUGGCGAACAAGGGUCCUUCAUACGGUUUGAGCCGUGAGGUUCAGAGUAAGAUUGACAAGAAGUACGACCCUGACCUGGAGGAGCGGCUCGUCGAGUGGAUUGUGGCUCAGUGUGGUCCAUCAGUGGGAAAACCACAACCCGGCAAACAGGGCUUCCAGACAUGGCUCAAAGACGGAUGUGUCUUGUGUGAGCUCAUUAACAGCCUCCAUAAGGACCUGAAACCAGUGAAGAGGAUCCAGAGCUCCACCAUGGCCUUCAAGCAGAUGGAGCUGAUCUCACAGUUCCUCGCAGCUGCUGAGAAAUACGGAGUCACCAAAUCCGACAUGUUCCAGACGGUGGACCUCUGGGAGGGUAAAGACUUGGCGGCAGUGCAGAUGACUCUGAUGUCUUUGGGAAGUUUGGCAGUUACCAAGGGCGACGGCUGUUACCGUGGCGACCCUAACUGGUUCCAUAAGAAAGCGCAGGAGAACAAGCGAGAGUUCUCAGAUGACCAGCUGAAGGAGGGUCAGAGCAUCAUCGGCCUGCAGAUGGGCUCCAACAGAGGAGCAUCUCAGGCGGGAAUGACCGGUUAUGGACGACCCCGGCAGAUCAUCAACAACUAAAGUUCAUGAUUUCUGACCUACUUUGCCUAUCAGAGAGGGUUGAACACGCACCCAGUUAGUCGGAAAAAACAAACUGGACAAUCGCAGGGACCAAAAGACAAACACGCAUAAUCACUUUACUGUCAUAUUAAACGAACAUACAGUAACGUAGUCAUGAAGACAUGAACUUGUGAAGUGAUACAUUCCGUGCAAAAACAACUCAUCUCAAAUUAGCCUAAUGCUAAUAUAUGACCGUAAUCUCAGUAUGUUUGUGCAUUGUGUAUUGAUUUUCAGUAGAUGAUUUUUGCAAAUAAAUUUUUUUUCAACUCAGCA
This is a messenger RNA of Pangasianodon hypophthalmus (striped catfish), 1084 nucleotides long. It is a transcript of the gene tagln2, whose product is annotated as transgelin 2. Bases 170 to 772 code for a protein of 200 amino acids. Lineage: Eukaryota; Metazoa; Chordata; Actinopteri; Siluriformes; Pangasiidae. The transcript is spliced from 5 exons. Gene Ontology annotation, molecular function: protein binding. The record is from RefSeq and is a predicted model, not a curated record.